Molecule: messenger RNA, 1206 nt
Organism: Oryzias melastigma (Indian medaka)
Lineage: Eukaryota; Metazoa; Chordata; Actinopteri; Beloniformes; Adrianichthyidae
Gene: spra
Product: sepiapterin reductase a
Exons: 3
Coding region: 305-1102 (265 amino acids)
Biological process (GO): tetrahydrobiopterin biosynthetic process
Molecular function (GO): sepiapterin reductase (NADP+) activity
Source: RefSeq, a predicted model, not a curated record
GUUUUUUUUUUUUUGUAGAAGUCUAUGGAAUUUGCCUUUUCCUGUUUGGAACGGGUGGGGGUGUCACUCAGUCCAGUUCUCAUGUAGAAUCACUGCCAUAAGCCCGCGUGCUCCGGUUCGCCGCCUCGGUCCGGCCCCUCUUUCCAUUGGCCUGUCCCGCCCCAGCUGCCAGCUUUGCUUUAAAGCCGGGAGAUGGCGGUAGGGCACGAGGCGGAGCGGCGCGCGCUGCCAAACUCCCGCAGAGGAAGCCUCGCGCGGAAACCCCACGCGCCUCCCACAGCCCGCUCCACAGCCUCUCUGCGCCAUGCCGCCUUCAUCCGACCUCGGCCGGGCGCUCUGCAUCAUCACCGGCGCCUCCAGGGGCUUCGGCCGCGCCGUAGCCAGGGACUUGUCCCGGUUGGUGCAGCCCGGCUCCGUGCUCGUGCUCGCGGCCCGCUCCGGGGACGAGCUGCGGGCUCUGCAGGCGGAGCUGACCGCCUCAGAGGCGGGCAGAGCCGGCCUGAAGGUACAGGUGGCGGUGGCGGACGUGGGCCGGACGGAGGGCCUGGAGACCAUCAUCAGGACCUCUGUUGAGGCUUUCUCUGAAGACAUGGACCGAGUCAUCCUGGUCAACAACGCUGCCUCUCUGGGUGACGUGUCCCGCUUCACCCGCAGCUUCACCGACAUGGCCGAGGUGGACUCCUACCUGUCCCUGAACGUCAGCUCCUCGCUGUGCCUCACUGCCAGGGUGCUGCAGGCCCUGCCCGGGCGCGGGGGCCUCAAGCACACCGUGGUCAACGUGACGUCCCUGUGCGCCCUGCAGCCUUUCAGCUCCUGGGUGCUGUACUGCACGGGCAAAGCCGCCCGCGAGAUGAUGUUCAGGGUGCUGGCUGAGGAGGAGCCAGAGCUGCGAGUACUCAACUACUCCCCUGGACCCCUGGACACUGAAAUGCAGCAGGAGGCCCGGUCCAGGACAGCCGACCCCGACGUGAAGAUGUCCUUCUCAAAGAUGAAGACCCGUGGCCAGCUGCUCACCUGUGAGGAGUCCUGCGCCAAGCUGAUGAAGGUGCUCCUGGAGGACAGCUUCAGCUCGGGCGCUCACAUCGACGUGUACGACGUGUAACAUCACACGCAUGGAGAGGGGGACGGUUCUGGACUCAGAACUCAUUUUUUUCUGUCAGGCUGUCAUGUUUCUGUGCAGUUCUUAAAGUUUAAAACCAAAUGUAU